GGUAGGUCUACGUGGUGAGGAGUGGGACCUUUGUCGUGCACCAACACCACGAUGGAUGACUAUCCGAUGUAUGGGCUACUUGUUGGGUUCUCCCUCUGGGGGACCCUUUGGCGUCUCCUCUUUCCUCUGGGCUUUUGGCCCACUUUCACGUGUAGAGUAGGGCCCACUCGUGGUGAGACUUCCACCAACCCCUACACGAAGGAGGAGGAGGAGAAGAUGGUCGCCAUUCUGCAGGACAAAAAGGAGAAGAAGGAGGCCAAGAAGAAGGCCUUGAAGGAGGAGCAGGCGGUCAAACUGAAGAAGAUAGAGGAAGAGCUGGCCAAAGAGAAGGAGAGGAUACAGAAAGAAGAAGAAGAGAAGUUGAAAGAGGUGGAAGAGGAUGAAGAAGAUGAAAUGCCAUUGCAGAGGAAGAGGGUGCAGUACGAUGGUAGUAGGGAUGAAGAGAUGGAGAAGCGAAUCUCCGAUGGAAAAAGGGAAGAGAACUUCGACAAUUGGGAGGCCAAUGUCAAGACCUAUGUGCAUCUGCAACAGGUCUCCCCGGAUCAGCAGGUUCUGAUUGCGAUUCACGCGCUCAGAGAUGAAGCCGCCAGCUUUGCAAGGUCCCUAGUUCGCGUUGCCAAUUGCAGCGAUGACCCCGUUGCGUACUCCUUAUUCACUUCCCUCACUGAGUUCUURAAGCUGUUGCGCGAGAGGUUCGCCGAUGUCGCCCGUAGCGUUAAGGCCUCAGACAGGCUGCAGACAAUCCACGCUCGUAAGUGGAAGAGCGUCAGGGCACUUAAGAGUACUAUGGACGAACUGGUAGCUGUCCCUGACCACGGAGUUACAGACACCCAGUUGGUUGGCCUCUUUUAUCGGGCUAUACCCGAAGCCCUCCGAGGGCAUUUCUUCGCAAAGAGCGAAGACCCUGCCACUACAUACGAUUCCCUUAGUCGCGAAGAAGUGGCUUUUGAAGCCAAGUCUGCGUCUGUGUCCACUUUCUGGCACAAGGACUUGGACAACGGUAAGCAAUGGAAGGGCCACACUAUCUCAGGGCAAGUAAAGACCAAGGACAGCCUUGUCCUAACCUUAGAUGAGGGUAGUGUGGAUUGGAUCCCCUACGACCAGAUUGAGUGGGGGUUAGAGGAGGAGGACAGCGGUGUGGGCCAAGGGAGAUCUUACGCUGCUGUCGCGGCUGGAGGGAGGCCGCAAGGAGGAAAAGGCCAGGGCCAAGGGGGCCGGGCCUCAGGGAGUCGAUUUCAGGGUGAUCAGGGGGUUGGCGGCAGAGGAGAAAACCGCCAAGCAGGAGGCAGGGGUCAAGGUCCCCCGCAAAACCGUCCUAGGAAUAGGAAGUUCGUGAGGAACUUCUCCACCAUCGCUGCGCCCCUUCRCADAYUGCUAAGAAAAGAGACAAUCUGGAAGUGGGACAAGGACUGCACGUCUGCCAUGAAGAAGCUAAAGCAGGCGUUGAUAGAGUACCCGGUCCUUAAGGUCGUCGAUCCAUCCUUGCCUUUUGUCGUUACUACGGAUGCUAGCCAGUACGGCAUAGGCGCAGUGUUACAGCAAGACGAUGGCAAUGGGUAUAGACCCGUAGAGUUCAUGUCCGCUAGAAUGCCUUCAGAGAAGGUCGCGAYAUCYRCCUAYGAGAGGGAACUCUACGCUCUCAGGCAAGCCUUAGACCACUGGAAGCACUACUUGCUUGGGAGGCACUUCAAAGUCUAUUCUGACCAUGAAACGUUACGAUGGUUAAAGACGCAGGCCAAGAUGACACCUACGCUUACUAGGUGGGCCGCAGAGAUAGAUCAGUAUGACUUUGAGCUCAAGCCUGUCAAAGGGAAGUACAACGUAGUCGCGGAUCCUCUGAGUAGAAGAGCUGAUUAUUUUGGGGCAAUAGUACAUUACCUCGAUAUAGGAAAGGAUCUGCAGCAGCAGGUUAUGGAAGCCUACGCGCAGGACCCUAUCCAUGGUGAGCUCCUUAAGAAAGUCAAGGAGGCCCCAGAGACCGAGCCGAACAACCGCACUACUGAAGGGUUGCUUUUUGAGAAGACUAAUGUUUUUGACCGAUUAUGCAUCCCCAAUAGCAAACAGAUCCGCAGUCUAAUCCUGGGAGAAUGCCAUGACACGGAGGGUCAUUUUGGUUGGCAAAAGACCUUAGCCAAUCUGAUGCGCGCGUAUACCGGGCCAGGGAUGAAGAAUGACUGCGUAGAGUAUGUUCGCAGUUGUAAGACGUAUUUCCGCCCAGAGAAGGAUGGGAAAGUGGAGAAGGUCCUCCACUCCCUGACUCUCCUUGUAGAAGACAGCCUCGCAUUCGAAAUUGAUCUGGGAAUGGAUUGGGGAGAGGCAGCCGGGGCCACGCUCCAUUUGAAGGAGCACAAGUGUAGGCUCCCUAAUUCUUUAGGCGAGGCUAAGAGUGCCCGCCUGUUCCAUGUGUCAGGCGUAGAGAAUUCCUUGGCACAUUGUUGCAUGAGCGUGCCCGCAUUCGCCAGAUUCGUGAAGAAAGAGAAAUUGGAGGAACAGGUCUUUGUCGCCUAUAUUAGGCCAGUGACUGAGCCUAAGGAAGAGAAGCCCGUAAACCCUACUAUUGCCAAAUUGCUGGAAGAGUUUAAGGAUUUAACUAAGCCGCCGACAGGCACGGUGCCGCGGCCCAUCCAGCAYCGUAUUGAGAUAGAGCCUGGCAGUAAAACUCCUAAGGGUGCUGUAUAUAGGAUGUCCCCGCGGGAGUUAGAGGAGCUACGGAAGCAAUUGGACGAGCUCCUCGAAAAGGGUUGGAUUAGGCCCAAUUCGUCUCCUUUUGGAGCCCCUGUUCUCUUUGUCCCUAAGAAAGAGGGAGAGUUGAGGAUGUGUAUAGACUAUAGGGGUCUGAAUGCUAUUACUGUAAAGAAUGCUGAGCCACUGCCUAGGAUAGACGAUCUCUUAGAUCGAGUGCAAGGGGCCAAGUACUUCUCUAAGAUAGACUUAAAGUCUGGAUACCAUCAGAUAGAGGUACAUUCUGAUGAUCAGUAUAAGACAGUUUUCCGGACUAGGUACGGGCACUAUGAGUUUAUAGUGAUGCCCUUUGGACUAACCAAUGCGCCAGCUACGUUCCAGCGUUGUAUGAACGAUUUGUUUAGGGCAUGGUUAGAUAGAUUUGUUGUAGUGUACCUAGAUGACAUUCUAGUGUUUAGUAAGACCCUUGACGAGCAUCAGGGUCAUCUCAGGCAGGUCUUGGAGAAGCUGAGAGAAGCUAACUUCAAGAUCAAUGCGAAGAAGUGUCAUUGGGCGAAGACCCAAGUUUUGUAUCUAGGCCACGUCUUAGACGGAGACGGCGUUAAGCCAGAAGAUAGCAAGAUCGCAGCGAUUAGAGACUGACCCACGCCACGUACGCUGACAGAGUUGCGCUCGUUCCUGGACUUAGCAAAUUACUAUAGG
Messenger RNA from Chara braunii, 3384 nucleotides. Lineage: Eukaryota; Viridiplantae; Streptophyta; Charophyceae; Charales; Characeae. The record is from the annotation of a GenBank genome assembly.